Molecule: messenger RNA, 504 nt
Organism: Procambarus clarkii (red swamp crayfish)
Lineage: Eukaryota; Metazoa; Arthropoda; Malacostraca; Decapoda; Cambaridae
Source: RefSeq, a predicted model, not a curated record
AUGUACACAGCCCAAGUGUGUAGGAGAGGAAGAGGUGUUGGAGAGGUGUUGGAGCCACAUAUGUUGAGUGCUACAUGUACACAGCCCAAGUGUGUAGGAGAGGAAGAGGUGUUGGAGCCACAUAUGUUGAGUGCUACAUGUACACAGCCCAAGUGUGUAGGAGAGGAACAUAUGAGGCUACAUGUUGGAGCCACAUAUGUUGAGUGUACAUGUACACAGCCCAAGUGUGUAGGAGAGGAAGAGGUGUUGGAGCCACAUAUGUUGAGUGCUACAUGUACACAGCCCAAGUGUGUAGGAGAGGAAGAGGUGUUGGAGCCACAUAUGUUGAGUGCUACAUGUACACAGCCAAAGUGUGUAGGGGAGGAAGAGGUGUUGGAGCCACAUAUGUUGAGUGCUACAUGUACACAGCCCAAGUGUGUAGGAGAGGAAGAGGUGUUGGAGCCACAUAUGUUGAGUGCCACAUGUAGAGGAAUCAGCCAAGCGAUGAACCUCAUCACAUAUUGA